ACAUGGAAUUUAGAAUUGAGCACGGAACGAAUUUGAUUAGAUUGAAAAAAAAAAAUUUAUCCGAUCAAAUUCAAUCAAAUUGAAAAAUUUCAUCCGAUAAAAUAUAAUUAAUUUGGAUAUUAUCAGAUUGGAAGUGCCAUGUCUCUCGUUUGCCUCAUCGGGAUGGCAACGUGGCCGGUGUUUGAUUUUAGACCGUCCCCAUAAAAGAAAAUGAGUUCAUCACAGAAGAGUUGGGCGAAGCCAAAGAGGAGCGAAGCGCCCAAACAAAACCCCCAAUGGCGAUCUGUUGCUCUCUCUCUCCCAAAUCCUUUCUCGCGUCUCUCCCUCCCAGAGGGCGAGGGCGAGGAGGAGGACGCGCCGUUCCUUCCAGAAUCUUCUGGAAGGCGCCCGAGCUUGUCGUCAGGGCGGCCAUGGUCGACUCCUCCGAGAGCUCCGCUAGCUUCGCCAGGCGGAUGGAGCGGGCAUGGCUCAUCUCUCAGCAACCACAACCAAUUGCUUGUUCAUCCUGUGAAUCAAAUGGCUACAUUGAAUGCAAAUGGUGUCGCGGUACAGGUUUCUUCAUCCUGGGCAACAACAUGCUGUGUGAAGUGCCCUCAAGAAAUACUACCUGUGUUAUAUGUGACGGGAAGGGAUCUGUUUGCUGUCCUGAUUGCAAAGGCACAGGCUUCCGUGCCAGGUGGUUGGGAGAACCUCCAUGCCAAAAAUAACUCCCUAGUCGUAACUUUGAUAAUCUGCUGACCGUAAAGAACGUCUAUUCCUUUCUGCUUUAGCUUAAUGAGGGUGUUCAAUAUGCAAGGAAUGUGUUCGUAUAGACUGGACAUCUUUUAACCAUACAGCUUCAAUGGAGAUUGUAGAGUGUAUAGUCUUUUUAUAUUUUGGAAUUCUUAUUCUGACGUGGAUACAGCAUUUACACGCCUAAAGAUGUUAAAUGCAGACCUUUAAAUGCUGUUUUGUUAUCAUGCCAAGAACUUUUUCCUGGCCAUGCAAUUUGAAGGCUGAUCAAAUCCAAUAA
Molecule: messenger RNA, 1012 nt
Organism: Elaeis guineensis (African oil palm)
Lineage: Eukaryota; Viridiplantae; Streptophyta; Magnoliopsida; Arecales; Arecaceae
Source: RefSeq, a predicted model, not a curated record